Soboliphyme baturini is the source of this 527-nucleotide messenger RNA. The record is from the annotation of a GenBank genome assembly. NCBI's taxonomy places the organism in Eukaryota, Metazoa, Nematoda, Enoplea, Dioctophymatida, Soboliphymatidae.
UUGAUAUUUUUUCAGAAUAAUUACGUUCCUCGUCGCAAAGAACUUGGGCCAAAGAAAAUCGACGAACUUCACAAAGAAGUGGAGAAGGAACAGCUGGCGAAAAAGAUCGAACUGCAGAUUUACUCAGAGGAGCUGCACGCCGAUCGAGGAAGGCGUAAUCGUCAGCAGAAUCCGCCGAGGUCAUCAGGUCGGUCGUCUGGACCUAUGUCGUCUGGUAUGCGCGACAGGGACCGAGAUCGUGAUCGUGACCGAGACCGUGACCGAGAUCGAGACCGAAGCAGUCGCAGUAGCAUGAUGCCGCCUUCUGAGUCUAGAAGCAUUCACACCCCUGGUGCUUUAUCGAAGCAUCUGGAGAACAGCAACAUGCGCCUUGGACCAGCUCGUCAAGGUUGGAGCACCAAAUGUAAGACAGCACCUUCGAUGAAACCUUCCGGCACUGAACGAGAAAUGAAUCUUCAAAACAGGUCAGACUUUCGUUUGCUGUUAGCAAGUUUUUUUAUUAGCCUGUUAACGUCGAUAUACUGAUG